CCUUCCCCUUCCCCCUCCCCUUUUUUUAUUAUACUCAAACCUGUACAGCCGCCCCAACCAUACGGAACCCCCCCCCCCCCUAAUCUCGAAGCUACACCGAGCCAAUUCGCGUCGGAUCGUAAUUCUCGUUUCGUAUCGUCUUCCACGCCGUAUAGCACAUCCUUGAUCGCAAUAUGUCGAACCAGCAGUCUCCUCCUCCUCACAUCGAUCGUUACGUCGUCAUCCACGUUGCUACCACCUGCGAUGAACACGGUGUCUACGUAACGAAGGACUCUGCCGAGGUAAUUGAACUCGGCUGGAUUCUCCUAGACGCCAAGUCGCUCGAAGAGAUCCACCGCGAAAGCGUUCUGGUGAAGCCAAUCAACACACCAAUCACCCCUUUAUGUAUGCUUGUAGCUAGCCUGACGACUCUUACAUGGGAACACGUUCGAAAUGCUGGAACUUUCCGAGAUGCGGUCAACCGGUUUGAUGCUUUUGCUUCUGAGCAUCUAACCUCACAAAAUCUCGAUUUUGUUUUCGUCACCCUGGAUGCUUGGGACCUUCGUGUUCAGCUUCCUCGAGAAGCGCGAGAUAAGGCUGUCGUGCUCCCGCCCUACCUCCAACACUCGAGAACGUUCGACCUUCGUACCGAGUACCAACGCUGGCAACAGCACCACCCCGAGUCACUCCCUUUUGGGCCCUCAAUGCUCUCGAACAUCUGCGCCGCCCUCGAAGUCGAGCCUGUUCAAUCGAGCGCCCCGAUCAAGCACAACCUGCCCUUUCACCUGCAGGCUCUUGCGCCGGCCUCACCUCGACGUGCCAUGGAGGAAGCUGUAACCCUCGCUAGAGUUCUUCGCGGUUUGAUUAGGAAAUCCCAACCGCCCCAAGAACAUCCGGACGUGCUAACGCGCCCCAUGGAUGCCCGCGCUGACGUGCGCGCUUUUCUCUCCGAGCGAAGCAAGGUGCUACACAUGUCCGGCCUACCUCAUGACACCACUCAGUCCGAGCUUGAGAGCUGGUUCACACAAUUUGGUGGCCGCCCGAUUGCUUUCUGGACCUUGCGCACUCCGGAACAACACAAGCCGACAGGUACCGGCUUUGCCGUAUUUUCAUCCCAUGAAGAGGCUGCCGAAAGUCUCUGCAUGAAUGGACGUGCCUUAAACGAGAAAGCUAUUGAGGUCUCGCCGUCUUCUAGCCGAGUCCUCGACCGUGCUGCCGAAAUCCUGACCCCAUUUCCCCCGAGCAAGAACCGCCCGCGCCCUGGCGACUGGACGUGUCCCUCGUGUGGCUUUUCAAAUUUCCAACGACGAACAGCCUGCUUUCGAUGCUCCUUUCCAGCAGUCAGCGCCGGGCCGCAGGGUGAUAUGGGAUACGGCUAUGGGUACGGGCCACCGGCCAUGAUACCCCCACCACAUCACGGUGGCCAUCAUGGCAACAUGGGGCAUGGCGGGGGUCGCAUGGGUGGUAGUGGUGUCGUGCCUUUUCGAGCUGGUGACUGGAAAUGUGGCAACGAAGUAUGUGGUUACCAUAACUUUGCCAAAAAUGUCUGUUGCCUUCGGUGCGGUGCCAGCCGCGCUGGUGCCGCGGUCGUUGCCGACUCGGGGUAUCCUUCACCAAUGGAUAGCGGGUCCAGUUAUGGUAUAGGCUCCGGUUCUAUGGCCGGAACCCCGGGUCCAGGGCCGUUCGCAUCCGCAGCCGGGCCCUUUGGAGCGUCCGGCGGUUAUGGCCACCAUUUCGGGGGACCACCUAGCACGUAUGCCUUACCCUCAGGAAUUGGCGGAGGUGCGGCUCCGUAUCCGUCCAUUAAUGCUCACUUUGGACCUGCCCCCGGCUCUCACUCGGCCGGUCCGUUCGAUAGCCGAGCUGCUGAGGCUGCUUUUCAAUCCGCCAGCAAUGGCCCCGCCUCUGCUGGCCCAUCCAACAAUUUCUAUUCGUCACAGUCAGAAAAUGACCCGUUUGCCUUCCUAUCUUCAGGCAUUGGAGGCCUGUCCGUCAGUGGCAGCGACACUCGUCAGAACGGUGCUGGCGCGCCUCCUAGCAAGUCUCCGGCCUAAUCGCGAGCCCUCUCCGACAUUUGUACUGAGUGUUCAGUAUCCGAUUUGAUCAUCACCGACCUAGGGACGUAUUUGGAGUGUUCAGUGGGAUGUAGAUUAUCGACGAAUAUCAACAUUGGUGGUACUUCUCUGGACGUAACAUGGCACUGUCAAAGGCGUGCGCUCGCCUUUGAGGGACGGUAUAAGGAGUCGAGGAUACCUAAGGAUUAGCGGGGUGUUGCACGGGACCUC
Durotheca rogersii is the source of this 2264-nucleotide messenger RNA. RefSeq lists its product as uncharacterized. NCBI's taxonomy places the organism in Eukaryota, Fungi, Ascomycota, Sordariomycetes, Xylariales, Xylariaceae. The coding region runs from base 174 to 2033 and encodes 619 amino acids. The transcript has 4 exons. Gene Ontology annotation, molecular function: 3'-5'-RNA exonuclease activity; RNA binding. The record is from RefSeq and is a predicted model, not a curated record.